AUGCCGGUUGAGUUUGUGGGUUUGUUGGGGGCUGCCUCUUCGCUGCUGAGUGGAGGCAAAGCUGCUGCAGCAGCAGCAGUUGCUGCUGGCAGCAGCAAGUCAGCAGCAGCAGCAGCAGCAGCAUCGUUGCUCAAGGUGGGGGGGGUAUCUCAUCUGCUGCAUGCGAAGGGAACUGCUGCUGCUGCUGCUGCAGUUGACGGAACAGCUGGGGGCUGUCAGCUGCUAGCUGCUGCAGCAAGACACAGCAGCACAGCAGCAGCUCCCUCUUCUCCCCUGAGCAGCGCAGCAUCAGCAGCAGCAACUGCAGCAACAACAGCAGCAGCAGGUAGCAGCAGCACCACAACUAUUCCUGCUGCAGCAGCAGCAGCACUCUCAACCAAAUCUACAUCUGCUGCAGCAGCAGCAGCAGCAACAACAACCACCACCAACAGCCACUGCUUCGCACUCUCAAAAGCUUCUGCUGCUUCUGCAGCAGCAGCAAAAGGGGUACCACAACAGCAACAACCAACAGCCACUGCUUCGCACUCUCAAAAGCUUCUGCUGCUUCUGCAGCAGCAGCAAAAGGGGUACCGCAUCCCCCUACAUCUUUGGGGGUAUUGGGUAAAACCCAGGCAAGGGGGCCCCCCACUAGGGGCCCACCUGCGCAUACACCGCAGCGUCCAGGCUCUGCUGCUUCUGCUGCCUCUCACCAAGCACUGGGGAGGGGUGGGGGCCCCCAGGCUCGAGCAGGACGUGGGGGGGCCUCGGGGGCCCCCGGGGGCCCCGGGGGACCCGGGGGCCCCCCAACGUCCGGGGGGCCCCCAGCACCUGGGGGGCCCCCCAUAUCAGGGGAGAAGAGCGUGA
This is a messenger RNA of Eimeria mitis, 843 nucleotides long. RefSeq lists its product as uncharacterized. The transcript is spliced from 2 exons. Bases 1 to 843 code for a protein of 280 amino acids. The record is from RefSeq and is a predicted model, not a curated record. Lineage: Eukaryota; Apicomplexa; Conoidasida; Eucoccidiorida; Eimeriidae.